Messenger RNA from Knipowitschia caucasica, 1632 nucleotides. The record is from the annotation of a GenBank genome assembly. Lineage: Eukaryota; Metazoa; Chordata; Actinopteri; Gobiiformes; Gobiidae.
AUGGUUGCCCUGUUGGACCACUACGACUUCAUACAUGGAGAAGCUACAUUCAAUCAGCACUCUCACAUUGUUUUGCUGGAGCUUGUGAUUGAUAGACUCCUGCUUCUUCUCCAAAGUUUCAAUGUUUUUGUGGAGCAGCUGUCAAAGUCAUGUAAGAGAAAUCAAACAAAGGAGAAAGGAUUUUUGUCACUUGGGCUUGUGGUUAGAAAUUACUGGAGUAAUUUGCUUACAUAUAAGGUGUCGUAUAAAAAACAAACACCGCUGUCCCUCUCGGUGCAGGACACUGUAGAGUUAGGUCAAAUGACUGCAACUGACAUUGCUCAAUGGGGAGCAGAGGAAAACAGGGACUUGAGGCGCCUGGCAAAACACUUACAAGAAGUGCGCGGGAUAGUGGAGCCCCUCAAAGCCAAGCUAGUGACUGUUGAAACAGAAAAAAAUAUGUUAAAGUCUGAUAUGAAAAGACUACGCAGUGAACUAAAGGAAAAGGUUGGGAACUACCAGGCCACCACUGUCCAACUUGAGUUUUCAUUGCAAAAAGCACAGAGAUCUGUUGCGGAAACACAGAAGAGGGGACAAGAAGAGCAACAAAAACACCAAAGAGAAAUCCUGUCCUUGGAUGACAGAAAUUCAAGUUUAGCAAAGAAAGUGGCUGAGCAACUGGAAAUAAUUAAAACCUUGGAAGCAGAAAACAUUUCAUUCCAGGAGAAGAUCAGACUCUUGCUAAAAGAAAACGAAAGCUGCAAACUCCAACUACAAAACAAGACACAAAAGUUACAGGCUGAUAUCUCAGAACUCCAGCUGUGUUUGCACAAAGAAGAAGCCAAAUACAACAGUGCAUGUCGCCAGCAAGAGGCGACUCAGGGCAAACAGAAAUCUCUUGUGGAUCAAGUGAAUUCGUUGGAUGAAGAGUGUGAAGAGUUGCAGAGGCAGCUGGGAGAAAGUGAAGAGAAACAGAUAGAGCUUCACAAUCAAAUACAGCAACUGUCAGAGGAGAGAGAGCAGCUACAAGUCCAACUCAACCAACAACAAGAGUCUUGUGUGAAACUGGAAAUGGACAAAGAGACACUCCGUUCAAAGAUGAGCAGUCUGGCAAACACUGUAGCUGAGCUGGAACAACAAAUAACAGCUUGCACGGAGAGGGAACGACUUUUGGUGGCUUUCCCAGACCUGUACCCACUGCCUCAGGCCCAAGCACAAAGCACAGGCAACGUGACUACGGACAUGGAGCAACAAAUCAAGGCAAACUGCCUCCGCAUUCACAUUCUGGAGCAGGAGAACACCACUCUGCAAAGGAGCCUUCUGAAGGUGAAGGAGAGAACACAAACCAAUGAACCUCAAAACAUAUGGAACGACUGGAGAGGAGCUGAAGAAUGUCCGACGAGUGCCAUACAAGAAAGACUAGUACCAAGAGGCAGUGACGAGGCGCUUCAGCGAUACAGAACCAACAGGAAGGAAGCCGGAGGAGAAAGGGAUCUGAAAUCAGUUGCAACAGAGGAUCGAAUGUCUGCCUCCUCUCUCUCCUCCGUGCAACUCCACUUUCAGACGCUACAACUCCGCUCAUCCUCGGCUAAAACUUCAGAGAAGAGCACCUUGCCAUUUCACUCCAGACCUUUAAAACAAAGACGAAAGUGA